AUGUUGUCAUUUCUAAAGCUAGCUAAAGAACAGCCUGCUAUGAUUAGCACCCUUUCAACAAUUACAAGCUUACCUGUUCCAGGUAAACCUAUAACGGAACAUUUACAAUCACUUGUACUAAAGGUUCCAGCAGUGUUG
Messenger RNA from Entrophospora candida, 138 nucleotides. The record is from the annotation of a GenBank genome assembly. Lineage: Eukaryota; Fungi; Glomeromycota; Glomeromycetes; Entrophosporales; Entrophosporaceae.